AUGGCGCUCGAUCGACUCAAGCAAGCAGCCUCGCACAUGACGGGUAUUGGAGAGCUACCACACCCGUUCGAUCCUUUGAGUGAAUCAGAAAUUGAGCGUGCAGUCGCUAUCAUUCGAAAAGAUCACAGCGAUGUCUUCUUCAACGCCAUCACGUUGUUGGAGCCGCGUAAAGUGGAGACGAUGAGAUGGUUGAAAGACCCUGAGCAUACACCACGACCACAUCGAGUUGCUGAUGUAGUCUGCAUUGGCCGCGGGAGCAAGGUGUAUGAUGGACAUGCAGAUUUGACUGAAGGCAAGAUCGUCAACUGGGCGUUGACCGAUGACGUGCAACCACUCAUUACUAUGGAAGAUUUGCAAAUAGUAGAGACGAUUGUACGGAAAGAUCCAAAAGUUAUCGAACAAUGCGGCUUGCUUGGUAUCCCACCAGAGGAUAUGCAUAAAGUUUAUUGCGAUCCAUGGACGAUAGGCUACGAUGAGCGCUUCGGCACCAAAGUCCGUCUUCAGCAAGCCCUCAUGUACUACCGCCCACACAUUGAUGACUGCCAAUACACGUACCCAUUGGAUUUCUGCCCUAUCUACAACUCCGACACCCAGGAGAUCAUCCACAUCGACGUCCCACCAGUCCGGCGACCGCUCAACCAGGCUCCACCGAACAACUACCACGCAGCUGCUAUUGAGGCCGAAGGUGGAUUUAAGACCGAUCUGAAGCCCAUCAACAUCACACAGCCAGAAGGCGUCUCAUUCAAGUUGGAUGGGCGAUACAUCAGCUGGGCGAACUGGAAGCUACACAUUGGUUUCAACUACCGUGAAGGCCUGGUCCUUUCUAACAUUACAUUCAACGACAAAGGCACCGUUCGCGAUACCUUUUGGCGCCUGUCGCUUGCAGAGAUGGUUGUGCCGUAUGGUAAUCCAGAACACCCACAUCAGCGUAAACAUGCCUUCGAUCUGGGAGAAUACGGUGGCGGCUACAUGACGAACUCGCUAAGCCUGGGAUGUGAUUGCAAGGGCGCGAUUCACUACAUGGACGCUGCAUUUGUCAACCGUGCAGGCCAGGCAACAACGAUUAAGAACGCUAUUUGCAUCCAUGAGGAAGAUGCCGGUAUUCUGUUCAAGCACACAGACUUUCGCGACGACAGCGUUACUGUCACUCGUGCUCGGAAGCUCAUCAUCUCGCAAAUCUUCACAGCUGCAAACUAUGAAUACUGCGUAUACUGGAUCUUCCACCUCGACGGAACCAUCCAGCUGGAGAUCAAACUUACUGGUAUUCUGAACACCUACGCCAUGCUGCCUGGCGAGGAUCUGAAGGGCUGGGGAACCGAGGUUUACCCUGGAGUAAAUGCCCACAACCACCAACACUUGUUCUGCAUGCGCAUAGAUCCAAACAUUGAUGGUCCGGAGAACACCGUUUUUAUGGUUGACGCAGUGCGAGGUGAAGGCGAAGUCGGCAGUGCAGAGAACAAGUACGGCAACGCUUUCUACGCGAAGAAGACAAAGCUCAGCACACCCGAACAAGCGGCAACUGACUACAAUGGCGGGACAAGCAGAACAUGGGAAAUGUCAAACACUAAUAAGCUAAACCCGUACAGCAAGAAGCCCGCUUCCUACAAACUGGUGAGCAGGGAAGUGCCCGAUCUACUACCAAAGCCUGGAAGUUUGGUAUGGAAGAGAGCAGGUUUUGCGAGACACGCAGUACAUGUCACAAAGUACGAUGAUACACAACUCCAUCCAGCAGGCCGUCACGUUCCCCAGACCUCUGGCGAGCCAUCCCAAGGCAUUCCCGCCUGGAUCGAGGCCAAUCCUAACGAGAAUCUUGACAAUACUGAUGUCGUCUUGUGGCAUACAUUCGGAAUCACACAUUUUCCAUCACCGGAAGACUUCCCUAUCAUGCCUGCUGAGCCAAUGACACUAUUGUUAAGACCGCGCAACUUUUUCACACGCAACCCUUGUAUGGACAUUCCACCUAGCUAUUGCAGCGUCCCGAGCGGUGUUAAGCAGGGUAGUACGCUUGUAGACAAACUUUCUCGCAUGGCGUUUGGAGAAGAGAAGAAGCCCGAGAGCGCUGCACCUUCGACUUGUUGCUCGGAUCAGAAGUUCGGUGCUGGCGUGUAG
Molecule: messenger RNA, 2109 nt
Organism: Alternaria atra
Lineage: Eukaryota; Fungi; Ascomycota; Dothideomycetes; Pleosporales; Pleosporaceae
Exons: 3
Coding region: 1-2109 (702 amino acids)
Biological process (GO): amine metabolic process
Molecular function (GO): primary methylamine oxidase activity; quinone binding; copper ion binding
Source: RefSeq, a predicted model, not a curated record